CACGUGACCAAAAGCUGACGUGUGCAGAAGUCCUGCUUGUCCUGGUCGUUGUUUCCAUCUGAGUACCAGCUCCCCAUUGCCCGGAGGGCGGGUGGGCUUGUGGUCGAGCGAAGAAGGAGGGGAAGGAAAUUGUCCCGGAUCCCCGCAGUCUUUCUGUAGGUUGCAGCACAACGCCAGGCAAGAGAAGAGGAAGGAAAUUAACCCCUAUCGGUGAAGGUUGAUUUGAGGGUCUGCUGUAGCAGGUGGCACUGCUUGAAGGGAGGGAGGAAGUUUCCCAGGAUCUUUGGAGAUUGGAAAAAUUGUUGGGCGUGGCACACUUCCAGGGAAGGGAAGAGAGGCAAAGUACCUGUCUCAAGGAGGUCCACCUCCAGAACCAGCUAUCGUGGCCAGGAAGCGCCUGAAGAUCAACUUCUAUAGUCCUGUCCCCAGGCCAACAGCCCUCUUUCCCCACCCUGAGUGAUUACUCUAUUCCUUUGUCCCUGCUCUUGUCAGGGACGAUUGCAUGGGCUACGCCAGGAAAGUAGGCUGGGUGACUGCAGGCCUAGUGAUUGGGGCUAGUGCCUGCUAUUGCAUUUAUAGAUUGACCCGAGGAAGAAAAUAUAACAAGGAGAAAAUGGCUGAGGGUGGAUCUGGGGAUGUGGAUGAUGCUGGGGACUGUUCUGGGGCCAGGUAUAAUGACUGGUCUGAUGACGACGAUGAUGGUAAUGAUAGCAAGAGCAUAGUAUGGUACCCACCUUGGGCUCGGAUUGGAACUGAGGCAGGAACCAGAGCUAGAGCCAGGGCAAGGGCCAGGGCUACCAGGGCGCGUCGGGCUGUCCAGAAAAGGGCUUCCCCUAAUUCAGAUGAUACUAUUUUGUCCCCUCAAGAACUACAAAAAGUUCUUUGUUUGGUUGAGAUGUCUGAAAAGCCUUAUAUUCUUGAAGCAGCUUUAAUUGCUCUGGGUAACAAUGCUGCUUAUGCAUUUAACAGAGAUAUUAUUCGUGAUCUGGGUGGUCUCCCAAUUGUUGCAAAGAUUCUCAAUACUCGGGAUCCUAUUGUCAAGGAAAAGGCUUUAAUUGUUCUAAAUAACCUGAGUGUGAAUGCUGAAAAUCAGCGCAGGCUUAAGAUAUACAUGAAUCAAGUGUGUGAUGACACAAUCACUUCUCGCUUGAACUCAUCUGUGCAGCUGGCUGGACUGAGAUUGCUUACAAAUAUGACUGUUACUAAUGAGUAUCAGCACAUGCUUGCUAAUUCCAUUUCAGACUUUUUCCGCUUAUUUUCAGCUGGAAAUGAAGAAACUAAACUUCAGGUUUUGAAACUCCUUUUGAAUUUGGCUGAAAAUCCAGCUAUGACUAGAGAACUGCUCAGGGCCCAAGUACCAUUGUCACUGGGUUCCCUCUUUAAUAAGAAGGAGAACAAAGAGGUUAUUCUUAAACUUCUGGUUGUUUUUGAGAAUCUAAGUGACAAUUUCAGAUGGGAAGAAAAUGAACCUACUCAGAAUCAAUUUGGUGAAGGUUCUCUCUUUUUCUUUUUAAAAGAAUUUCAAGUGUGUGCUGAUAAGGUUCUGGGAAUAGAAAGUCACCACGAUUUUUUGGUGAAAGUAAAAGUUGGAAAAUUCAUGGCCAAACUGGCUGAGAAUAUGUUCCCAAAGAUCCAGGAGUAACUUCUUGACUUCAUAGUUUAGAUGCAACAUACAUUGUAAACUAUUUCUUUUCUCAAACUUGUUUAUAUGUUGGAGGAAUCUUUUCAGCUGCCAAUUUUGAGUAAUGCGUGUCAUAUUGUACCGUUAAUGCUGAUAUUUAACUAGGUUGGUUUUUGGGUGUAAGCUGGAUGAAUAUCAUUACUUGCUGUGAAAAUGUUUGUUGCUUUUUGUCUUGCUGCCUAGAUUGAAAUAUUCUUACUAUUUCCUCUGCAUAAGUGACAGUGAAAAAUUAGUCCUAAGUAACCUCUCUUCUGUCAUUUGCAUUGAUUUCAUUUGUGUAUCACCAAUAAAGUUGAGUGUUAAUGCUGGAAAGAAAAAAAAAGAAAGAAGAAAGAGAUCAUCCUUGUCCUUUGGUUUAUAAUCUAAUUGGAGAGAUAAGGAACAUGCAAACCAAAAGAUAACUGACAAUAUUUUUGGAGCAUACACUCUUUGUCAGAUGUGUGCUCUCAGAGCACAGAGGAGGCACAGGCCUCUGUAGGAUAGGAGAGUUAACUAAACUUUCAUGGAGAAAGCAGCCAUUGAAAGUGAGCCCUGAAUGGAGUAGGGUAGGUUAAGGCAUUCCAUGAGAAGGAGGAAUAGUGUAAGAAAGCUAUUGAGGUAUGAACCUUCUUCCUAUGAUGGACGAACAGUCUUCCUAGAGUGGAGAGUGUGUGGAAUAGGAGUAAAUAAAUUUAGAAAGCUGGGUGAAGCCAGUUGUGGAAAGAUAUUUGAAUACUAUCUUAUUGAAUACUCAGAUACACCAAAUAUUUUUGACUAAAAAAUGAAUGGGCUCUUUAGAAAUGUCCUGCUUGCCCUCCUGCUACACAGUGUCAGGUGAUGGAGAAACCGACCCUCUGAAACCCUGGUGGUAGGAUUUGGUCAUACAUAAACCUUGUGUCCUAAGAGAGUAAUUGAGUAAUUGGUCAAAGUUUGUAUGUACAAAGCUAUUUGCCUCAGCACUAAGGUACCAAAAAUUGAAAAAUAAAGUGUCUAUCAUACCGUAUUGGUUAAAUAAAGGAAAGUUCACACAGUAGGAUAUGAUAAAUAUGCUGAUGGAAAUCUACUUUGCUAGGAAAGUAUAUUCAUCAUGCAUUAGAUGGAAAAGGUAAGUUAGAUAUAGCAGUGUUUGUAGUUUGAUUUCACUUUGAGGGAUAGGAAAUCAUGUUUAUAAAGACUAAAAACUGGAGGUACAUACAAAGAAACAAUAGCUAUCUUUGGGUGGAAGGAUAAUUAGUGAACUUUACUUACUUGGUUUUUAUUCAUCUGUGUUCUUAUUUAUCUAAAAUGAAUGUUGAAUUUUAGGAAAUUUUUGAUAAAAGUAUUGGGAACAAAGGAGGUAAUUGAUUCAAAAUGAUACUGAA
Molecule: messenger RNA, 3021 nt
Organism: Heterocephalus glaber (naked mole-rat)
Lineage: Eukaryota; Metazoa; Chordata; Mammalia; Rodentia; Bathyergidae
Gene: Armcx3
Product: armadillo repeat containing X-linked 3
Cellular component (GO): mitochondrion
Molecular function (GO): protein binding
Source: RefSeq, a predicted model, not a curated record